UCGGUUCACUUGUUGUUGCUGCUACCAGAACAGGUUUAUAUAGAAAUGUGGCUCGCUGUGUUUGGUUUGUUGGUUCUGCCACUGAUCGCUUUGGUGUACUUUGAACGGAAGGCAUCGCGGCGCCGCCAACUGCUCAAGGAAUUCAAUGGACCCACUCCGGUGCCCAUUUUGGGCAACGCCAAUCGGAUUGGCAAAAAUCCGGCAGAAAUACUGUCUACGUUCUUUGAUUGGUGGUGCGAGUACGGAAAAGAUAACUUCCUCUUCUGGAUCGGAUACAGUUCCCACAUUGUGAUGACUAAUCCCAAGCAAUUGGAGUACAUCUUGAACAGUCAGCAACUGAUACAAAAGUCCACCAUCUACGACCUACUGCAUCCCUGGCUGGGUCAUGGUCUCCUAACGAGCUAUGGUAGCAAGUGGCACAAGCACCGCAAGAUGAUCACCCCAUCCUUCCACUUCAACAUCCUGCAGGACUUCCACGAGGUGAUGAACGAGAACUCCAGCAAGUUUAUGACACAGUUGAAGAAGGCGAGUGCCGGAGACACCAUCAUUGAUUUCCAGGAGCAUGCCAACUACCUUACUCUGGAUGUGAUCUGCGAUACGGCGAUGGGUGUGCCCAUCAAUGCCAUGGAGCAGCGCGACUCCUCCAUUGUUCAGACAUUCAAAGAUAUGUGCUACAAUAUAAAUAUGCGAGCUUUUCAUCCAUUUAAACGCUCCAAUCGCGUAUUCAGUUUAACACCUGAGUUUUCAGCCUAUCAAAAAACUCUGAAGACGCUACAAGAUUUCACGUAUGACAUCAUCGAAAAACGCGUCGAUGCUCUGCAGAAUGGAAGUUCCAAGAAGGAGCACGAUCCAUCCUUGCCACGAAAGAAGAUGGCCUUUCUGGACACCUUGCUAUCCUCCACCAUCGACGGUCGUCCUCUCACACGGCAGGAGAUCUACGAGGAGGUGUCCACCUUCAUGUUUGAAGGACACGACACGACCACCUCGGGAGUAUCGUUCUCCGUAUAUCUGCUCUCGCGACAUCCUGAUGUUCAGCGGAAAUUGUAUCAGGAGCAAUGUGAAGUCAUGGGUAGUGAUAUGAACAGAAAUGUCAGUUUCCAGGAGGUCGCCAAAAUGAAGUAUCUAGAUCUGUUUAUUAAGGAGGCGCAGCGCGUCUAUCCCAGUGUUCCAUUCAUAGGGCGAUAUUGCGACAAGGAUUAUGAUAUCAAUGGCAGCAUAGUGCCCAAGGGUACCACUCUCAAUCUGGCUCUCAUCCUGCUGGGUUACAACGAUCGCAUCUUCAAGGAUCCCCAUCAUUUUCGACCGGAGCGAUUUGAGGAGGAGAAACCCGCUCCCUUUGAGUAUCUACCUUUCAGUGCUGGGCCACGAAACUGCAUUGGCCAAAAGUUUGCGCUCCUAGAACUUAAGACAGUUAUAUCAAAGGUGGUGAGGUCCUUUGAGGUGCUUCCAGCUGUCGAUGAACUGGUCUCCUCGGAUGGUCGCCUAAAUACCUACCUCGGUCUCUCCCCAGGCAAAAAGUUGAAGUGCGAGGCAGGACGCCACAAAUACGAUCCUAUUCUAUCCGCGGUGCUAACCCUGAAAUCAGACAACGGCCUGCACCUUCGUCUCAGGGAAAGGAAGCUCUAAGAAUAAGGAAUAUGAAUACUCUUAAAUACCUCUAUUAAGUUGUGCAUUACUUAUGCAUUCAUCAUACCUUCAAGUGCACUAGGUUGUAUACUUAAUAUUACCAAACAUGUAAUGACCCAGUUAGCUUUUUAUUUGGAGAAUAAAAUAAUAUAACUGCAUACAUUUUGUCAUCCUUUUAACAAUGUUAAAUCAAUAAAACUCCAAGGAAUUAAGUCUCAUCACUUAUAUUUAUUAGUAAACCCAAUUAAAAUUACGUUACUCUCCUGCCGAUCUCACGAAUGACCACCUCACGCCGAAGUUGUAAACCAUAAAUAGAAGCACACUCAGUCUGAGAUUCAUUUUGGCUUUGAGUUGAUGUCGUUUACUUCCACUCCUAUUUAUAGCUGAUUAAAUUUCUGCCCUUUCCGCGGCUUGCAUAAUUUAUUGUAAUUAAAUUAUGAAUGGCUUAAUGCCGAUUAAAAUGUUUCGAACUCCACACUUGGUGUGGCUACUACGCCGUAUCCAACGAACAAAACUGCUGGCUUAGUUGCGUUGACUCAAGCCAAGUUGAUUAUCUAGAUAAUAGACAAAUAUGAAAUUAAAUUCUAGAUAAUCUAGAUAAUAGACAAAUAUGAACUUGAAUUCCUUCGCAAUAAGAAAUCGCCUUUUAUACUUAAUAAGCCAAAUUGAUUAUCUAGAUAAUAGACAAAUAUAAAUUUAGAUAAGAAAUCGACUUAUUAUACUUAAGUCAUUAAAUUAGUUUCAUGGAGGUGUGCGCUGUCUUUAAUGCAUUGCCACCUCAGAAAGUUCUGCAGUGCUUGUAGUUAAAUUUUAAA
Drosophila teissieri is the source of this 2441-nucleotide messenger RNA. It is a transcript of the gene Cyp4e3, whose product is annotated as cytochrome P450 4e3. Lineage: Eukaryota; Metazoa; Arthropoda; Insecta; Diptera; Drosophilidae. The coding region runs from base 46 to 1626 and encodes 526 amino acids. Gene Ontology annotation, molecular function: oxidoreductase activity, acting on paired donors, with incorporation or reduction of molecular oxygen; heme binding; monooxygenase activity. The record is from RefSeq and is a predicted model, not a curated record. The transcript has 8 exons.